GGUUAAGCUCCAUCCGAGCAUAACUUCACCACGCCGCAUGGAGUCAUAGAAGUAAUUAUCCUAACCCCCCUCCCCCUAUGGCUGUCCUCCUGUCUUGAUCCUACCCGUCACGACUCGAAUAGAUAGCUACCGUAGUAACUGUAGCCGCGCCCUCCCUACAUACCCCGCCUCGAAUUGUAUCGAAUCGAAAACAACGCCCGCUUCAACAGACAUGCGAGCUGUCUUCCUUCGCGCUCGUACAACACCUCUCUCCUCCCCUUCCCUGCACAUCCUCCGCCGCACAACUGCAACAUGGAGCUCCGCAAUACGUCAUACACAACAUCGCAGCAGCGCCUUCGGAACCGCGACGUUUCAGCAGCGGCUACCAGGGCAGCAGCUUCCUCCUCCUUGCAGCAGCAGCGGUAGCAAUUACACAUUACGCGUCGUGGGCUUAGGAGCUUUAACAGCACUCGGGCUCGCGCUCACGGCGCCGGUACUCCUGACGGAGGCGGAGGCGAAGGCGGAGGCGGAGUCGGCGGAGACAGCACCGCCAGCGCCAGAGAAGACGACGGAGCAGCUGAUGCUGGAGGAAUCUGAGCGGGAGCGGCGGGAUCGACACCACACGCCGCGCGACCGGCCACUGGUAUACCGGAUGCUGCGGCGCACGCGGCUGUUCCUGAUCGACUACAUCAUCGAGCCGAUCGCGACGGGGUUUCGGUUUAUUACGCUCGUCACGAUAUUUGCGCCGCUGAUCCUGACGAUUCCGUUGAUCUAUGUGGGCGAGCGAAGGAAGGAGAGGAGUGGUGAGCGCUCAGGCACGCUAUGGUGGUACGCUUUCUUGCUCAGGAGCUUGGAGAGGGCUGGGCCUACGUUUAUUAAGCUAGGACAAUGGGCGGCUUCGAGGACCGAUAUCUUCCCGACCGAGCUGUGCGAGAUGCUGUCGAAGCUCCACUCCAACGCGAAGGCGCACUCCCUGCGGGCUACCAAGCGGAUAGUCAGCCAGGCGUUCGGCGGCCGCAAGUUCGAAGACAUCUUUGAGGAAUUUGACGAGACGCCGCUGGGAGUCGGUGCGAUUGCGCAGGUCUACAAAGCAAAGAUCAAGCCCGACCUAUUGCCGCCCGAGAGGAAGGAAGAACGGAACUUUCGGCGGAAUCUGCGCGAGAAGGUGCAGGGCCUGGUAAAGAGUUCGCCGCCAGAGGGACCGCCGUCGUCACAUGUCGCCAUCAAGGUGAUACACCCGCGUGUGGAUAAGAUUGUGAAUCGUGAUCUCCGGAUAAUGCGCUUCUUUGCUACCCUCAUCAACGCGGUGCCGACGCUGGAAUGGCUGUCGUUCCCGGACGAAGUGGAUGUGUUCAGUGGCAUGAUGCGGUUGCAGAUGGAUCUACGGAUCGAGGCCGAAAAUCUGGCAAAGUUCCGCGCAAACUUCAAGGGCCGGACCACCGUGACUUUCCCCACCCCAUAUCGCGACUACACGACGAGGGAUAUCUUGAUCGAAGAGUUCGCACACGGCAUGCCGCUCAGCGCUUUCCUUGAGUGCGGCGGCGGAAACUACCAGGAAGGAAUCGCUAAUAUGGGCCUCGAUGCAUUUCUGCACAUGUUGGUCCUCGAUAACUUCAUCCACUCGGACCUCCACCCGGGCAACAUCAUGAUUCGGUUCCUAAAACCUAGCUCACAGCUACCUCUAUUCUCUCGGAUCCCUUUCUUCUCUUCGGCCCCUUCCUCCAAGUCCAAUCACGAAGAUGGCACGGCAGAUGUCCGCUCCCGCCUCACUCCCCACCGUAGCAAUCCGACCGCAUGGACAGCCGAGCUCGCCGCGCUCGACGCAGAAGGCUACCGGCCACAGCUCGUCUUCAUCGACGCCGGCCUAGUAACAGAACUCAACAGCACCAACCGCCGCAACUUCCUCGACCUCUUCCGGGCGAUCGCCGAAUUUGACGGCUACCGCGCAGGGCACCUAAUGAUCGCCCGCUCACGGUCGCCGUCCACCGUGCUCGACGGCGAAGUAUUCGCGCUGAAGAUGGAGCACCUGGUGCUCGCGGUCAAAUCGCGCACGCUCGCGCUCGGUAACAUUAGUUUCGGCGACAUCCUCGGCGACGUGCUAUCGAUGGUGCGGACGCACCACGUGCGCAUGGAAGGCGACUUCGUCAACGUCGUGCUGUCCAUGCUGCUGCUCGAGGGCAUCGGCCGCGCUCUCGAUCCGAACAUGGAUCUCCUCAAGAGUUCUCUGCCCAUGUUGAGGGCUGUGGGCGCCGGCGCCGCUAUGAGCCCCGUCGCAUCCGCCGAGUCGCCCUAUAACCCGGGCGCGCUGUCACUGCUCAAGGUCUGGAUCGCACUGGAAACUAGACAGUUCGUCACUAGCUCCAUCGAGAUCAUCGAGGACUGUGUCAAGUAUGAUCUGCUGAGCCCGAAUAUUUAGAUGGUCUGGUGUUUUGCUUUGUUUUGCUUUUUGUCUUUUGCAUAAGACGGCGGUAUAAGUAUAGUACUCAGGUAGGCGUUUGAAUUUUGCAUGUACAUGUACUCUACAUAUGCUAUAUUUCGAAGAUUUUUGGUGGGGGUGUAUAUUACGAUGAAGAUAUUAGGAAUAGAUUACAGAGGCAGGAGUGAUCACCCAGACUCGAACUCGAACGCGAGUGAUAUCAAUC
Molecule: messenger RNA, 2621 nt
Organism: Tricharina praecox
Lineage: Eukaryota; Fungi; Ascomycota; Pezizomycetes; Pezizales; Pyronemataceae
Exons: 4
Coding region: 212-2395 (727 amino acids)
Cellular component (GO): mitochondrion
Source: RefSeq, a predicted model, not a curated record